Paramecium tetraurelia is the source of this 375-nucleotide messenger RNA. RefSeq lists its product as uncharacterized. NCBI's taxonomy places the organism in Eukaryota, Ciliophora, Oligohymenophorea, Peniculida, Parameciidae. The record is from RefSeq and is a predicted model, not a curated record. The transcript has 2 exons.
AUGUCAAAUAAUAGAAAUGAAGAAAUAAUAAAAUAAGAAAUUGAAAAUGAAAAGCUGGCUUAAGAAAAUAAAUUUUUGAAUCAAGAACUAUCUAAAGUCCUUAGCCAAUAAAAGUAUGAUGAUAAAACCUUAAAGAUUAUUAUUAAGAUGGAAAAAUAUAAAUAGAAAGAAUCAAGUGAAUUGAAGUUUCGUCUAUUUCCCGAAGAAAAAGUUUUAGAGAUAUCAGGACUUAUAUAAGAAAGAGAUUAAGCAUAAUAAAAUUAAUACUAUGUUUUUUUUUAAAAAUUGAACCUGGAAAGCAAAGUUACUGGUAAGCCAAAAAUCACACAGAAAGAAAGCAGUAUUGAAAUUAUUUUUGAUAUAAAAAAAUUUUGA